GGCUCCCAGGCUGUGGCCUCUUGGUGCUUUGGGGCUGAAAAGCGUCCCGCGAGGCUGUGCGGGCUCGCUGUUGCGUGCAUCGGGCCAAGCUCGAUCGGGCCCCCCCGCCCUGGGUGCGAGCAGGGGCCGGCGAGCGCCCCAACCUGUGAGGCCCCCAAGGGCAGGUCUGCACCGGGGUACAGUCAGUGAGGGUCAAUCUCGACUUCCCCAGAGCUGCGGAAAAUGAAUCAAUCUCAGGGGGCUGUGUCGUUCUGUGAUGUGGUCGUUGACUUCACCCAGGAGGAGUGGCAGCAGCUGGAUGCCGAGCAGAAGCUGAUCUACAGGGACGUGAUGCUGGAGAACUAUAACCACCUCAUCUCAUUGGGAUAUGACAGCACCAAACCAAAUGUGAUUGUCAAGUUGGAGCAGGGAGAGGAACCCUGGGUAGAAGGUGAAUUUGUUUGUCUGAAUCAUGCAGGAAAAAUCUGGGGAGUUGAUGACUUGAUAGAGAGGACCCAAUAUAAUGAAGACAAACACUCAAGGCAAGCUGUUGCUACCCACAGCAAAAUCCCAACUGGAAGGAUAGGGCCUGCAGUUGACAAAACAUAUGUGGAAAGUUCUGUUUCCUCCAGCAUAAUAUCUUAUAAUUGUGUGACUUGUGGAAAGAACCUAGAUUCUACUUCAGCAUUAAUUAUUGGCGACAGAAGCUAUGCAAGGAAAAAACCCAGCGAGUGUAGUGAAUGUGGGAAGGCGUGUAGAGAGAAAUCAUAUGAAUGUGCUCCAAAUGGAAAAGCUUGUUCUCCAAGUGAGGAAAACCUUCUCCAGAAAAUUAGCAUUUUGGAGAGGCCCCUUGACUACAAAUGCAUAGAAGCCUUAGACAACAAAACUGUUUUCAUUACUCGCAAGAGCCCAUUUACAAGGAAGUCAGCCUGUGAGUGGAAUGGUUCCAGCGCAGACUUCAUCCAGAUGUCAGAUUUUAAUGUUUACCAGAGAGCCCAAACAGAAAUGAAGCCCUUUGAAUGUAGUGAAUGUGGAAAGUCCUUCUGUAAAAAGUCGAAAUUUAUUAUACACCAGAGAGCUCACACAGGAGAGAAACCUUAUGAAUGUAACAUAUGUGGGAAAUCCUUCAGCCAAAAGGGAACCCUCACUGUACACCGGAGAUCACAUUUAGAGGAGAAACCCUAUAAAUGUAAUGAGUGUGGAAAGACUUUCUGUCAGAAGCUACAUCUAACUCAACAUCUGAGGACUCAUUCAGGGGAAAAACCCUAUGAAUGUAGUGACUGUGGGAAAACCUUCUGCCAGAAGACGCAUCUCACCCUGCACCAGAGAAAUCAUUCUGGAGAGAGGCCUUACCCAUGCUCGGAAUGUGGGAAAUCCUUCUCCCGAAAGUCUGCCCUCAGUGACCAUCAGAGAACACACACGGGAGAGAAGCUCUAUAAGUGUAAUGAGUGUGGGAAAUCCUACUACCGGAAAUCAACCCUCAUCACACAUCAGAGAAUACAUACAGGAGAGAAACCCUAUCAGUGUAGUGAAUGUGGGAAGUUUUUUUCUCGGGUAUCAUACCUCACGAUUCAUUAUAGAAGUCAUUUAGAGGAAAAGCCGUAUGAAUGUAAUGAAUGUGGAAAAACUUUUCAUUUAAAUUCUGCCUUCAUUAGACAUCGGAAAGUCCACACGGAUGAGAAAUCCCAUGAAUGUAGUGAAUGUGGAAAGUUCUCUCAGUUUUCCUAUCUCCCUGAUCAUCACACCACUCCUUUAGGAGAGAAACCUUAUGAAUGUAAUAAAUGUGGGAAAACCUUCCUGGGAAAUUCAGCCUUCCCAUCAGUUCCAAAGGGAGAGAAAUCCUAUGAAUGUAAUGUAUGUGGAAAACUGUUCUCUGACUUGACCUACUAUACCGUGCAUUAUAGAACUCACUCAGAAGAGAAGCCCUAUGGCUGUAGUGACUGUGGGAAAACCUUCUCCCAUAAUUCCUCCCUCUUUAGACAUCAGAGAGUGCACACAGGCGAGAAACCCUAUGAGUGUUGUGAGUGUGGAAAGUUCUUCUCUCAGAAAUCUUAUCUUAAAAUCCAUCAUAGGAUUCAUUCAGGAGAGAAACCCUAUGAAUGUAGUAAAUGCAGAAAAGUCUUCUCUCGAAUGUCAAAUCUUACUGUGCACUAUAGAAGCCAUUCGGGAGAGAAGCCCUAUGAAUGUAAUGAGUGUGGGAAAGUAUUUUCUCAGAAGUCAUACCUCACUGUACAUUAUAGAACUCAUUCAGGAGAAAAACCCUACGAAUGUAAUGAGUGUGGGAAAAAAUUCCACCACAGAUCAGCUUUUAACAGCCAUCAAAGAAUCCACAGUAGAGGAAGCAUUAAUGUGCUUGAUGUGGAAAAUCUCCUAUGAAAUUAAAUAUCACUUUAGAAACCUCUAAUGUUAAUAUGUGAAAUCUGGUAGGAAAUUGGAUAUUGUUUGGGAAGGAGAUGAGGUAUUUGUAGAAAUAAAAGGCAUUGGGCUCAUUUGAUUCAAUUAUCACA
This is a messenger RNA of Suncus etruscus (white-toothed pygmy shrew), 2486 nucleotides long. RefSeq names its product RB associated KRAB zinc finger (gene RBAK). Bases 223 to 2355 code for a protein of 710 amino acids. The record is from RefSeq and is a predicted model, not a curated record. Lineage: Eukaryota; Metazoa; Chordata; Mammalia; Eulipotyphla; Soricidae. Gene Ontology annotation, biological process: regulation of DNA-templated transcription. The transcript has 5 exons.